Tarenaya hassleriana is the source of this 1491-nucleotide messenger RNA. Its product is annotated as stearoyl-[acyl-carrier-protein] 9-desaturase 2, chloroplastic. Gene Ontology annotation, biological process: fatty acid metabolic process. The coding region runs from base 65 to 1468 and encodes 467 amino acids. Gene Ontology annotation, molecular function: stearoyl-[ACP] desaturase activity. Gene Ontology annotation, cellular component: chloroplast stroma. The record is from RefSeq and is a predicted model, not a curated record. The transcript has 4 exons. NCBI's taxonomy places the organism in Eukaryota, Viridiplantae, Streptophyta, Magnoliopsida, Brassicales, Cleomaceae.
GCCAUCGAUCAGGGAGAGAGAGAGAGAGAGAGAGAGAGAGAGAGAGAGAGAGAGAGAGAGAGAGAUGUCGUCGGUUAUGGCUUUGAACAGGCCGAGUACUGUCGUCGCGACGAUGAAGCAGAUGAUGCCGACGUCGACCGUGACGGUGGCUUCUCAUUCUCCUCUUCGAGUUUCAUGCGCCGCCUUCAAGUCCGGGAAUACAACAGAAAGUGAGAAGAGAUUUCGACCCAUCAAAGAAAUACCGUUCCAAGUGACGCACACCGUGUCGCCUGAGAAGCUCGAAAUCUUCAACUCCAUGGAGAAAUGGGCCGACCAAAACUUGUUGGCUUAUCUGAAACCCGUGGAAGAUUCUUGGCAGCCACAGGACUUCUUGCCCGAACCAGAAUCCGACGGAUUCUACGAACAGGUCCGAGAACUCAGGAACCGAGCUAGGGAGAUCCCAGAUGAUUACUUGGUUGUUUUGGUCGGAGAUAUGAUCACCGAAGAAGCACUUCCCACGUAUCAAACCACUCUGAAUACACUCGACGGCGUUAAAGAUGAGACCGGAGGCAGCCUGACGCCGUGGGCGAUCUGGACCAGAGCUUGGACGGCCGAGGAAAACCGACACGGCGAUCUUCUCAACAAGUAUCUUUAUCUGUCGGGACGUGUCGACAUGAGACACAUCGAAAAGACUAUACAGCAUCUUAUCGGUUGCGGUAUGGAUUCGAAAUUUGAGAACAACCCUUACUUCGGAUUCAUCUACACUUCAUUCCAAGAACGAGCCACGUUCAUAUCUCACGGCAACACCGCGAGGCUGGCAAAGUCCCACGGCGACGACUUCCUCGCGAGGAUCUGCGGCACGAUCGCGGCGGACGAGAAGCGGCACGAGGCGGCGUACACGGCCAUCGUCGAUCGUCUCUUCGAGAUCGACCCCGACGGAGCCGUACAGUCUCUGGCCACCAUGAUGAGGAAGCGGAUCACUAUGCCGGCUCACCUGAUGCACGACGGCCGUGACGGCGAUCUCUUCGACCACUACGCCGCCGUGGCUCAGCGGAUCGGGGUCUACACGGCGGAGGAUUACGCCGGAAUUCUGGAGUUUCUGCUGCGGCGGUGGAAGGUGGAAAGGUUAGGGCAGGGGUUGUCCGGCGAGGGGAGGCGGGCGCAGGAUUAUCUGUGCACCUUACCGCAGAGGAUCAGGAGGAUGGAGGAGAGGGCGAGUGAAAGGGCCCAACUAAUUGGGUCGAAACCCUCUGUUUCGUUCAGCUGGGUCUUCGGCAGAGAGCUUUCAACUUCAAGGCGUGAAAAAUCGUGGUGUCUCGUUGUAAAUUCCAUGACGUGGAACUUGUGCUUUGGCUUGAUGCUUGUAUUUCUACACUUCAUAUAUAUAUAUAUAUAUAUAUAUAAUAUGUGUGUGAUCCAAAAAUAUAACUCUCUCUCUAUAUAUUUUGUUGUUUUUUCCUCAUUGACUGUAUUAUAUUUGAUGAUCUAACUAUACAUUAAAACGGUGAAAAC